AUGGCUGAAUCUUCUAAUGCGCUUGCUCCCAGGGACGAGGAAGCCGAUGUCCACUUCGAGCCCGUAAUCAAGCUAACAGAGCAAGUCGACACGAAAACCCACGAGGAGGACGAAGACGUGCUUUUCAAGAUGCGCGCAAAGCUCUUCCGAUUCGACUCUGAAUCUACUGAAUGGAAGGAACGUGGCACUGGCGAUGUUCGUCUGCUUUCGCACAAGGAAACCAAGAAAGUCAGACUCGUGAUGAGGCGCGACAAGACUUUGAAGGUCUGCGCCAACCACGUUAUUUCCGCCGAUAUGAGAUUGCAGCCAAAUAUCGGUUCGGACAGGAGCUGGGUGUGGAAGGUCGCCGCGGAUUACUCUGAGCAACCUCCGACCUCGGAGACCCUCGCCAUUCGCUUCGCUAACUCUGAGAAUGCAGCCUUGUUCAAGACCGCCUUUGAGGACGGCCAGAAGACCAAUGUUUCCUUGAGCAAACCCUCUGGCGAUGAUGGCAAAACAGAGACGGCCAAGGAAGCGUCGGAAGAGAAGGCGGAAGAGAAGAAAGAGGAGGAGAAGCAAGAGGAGGAGAAGCAAGAGGAGGAGGAACCUAUUAAGGAAGAGGCCAAGGGAGAAGAUAAAAAAGAAGUUUAA
Molecule: messenger RNA, 630 nt
Organism: Cyclocybe aegerita
Lineage: Eukaryota; Fungi; Basidiomycota; Agaricomycetes; Agaricales; Hemipholiotaceae
Source: the annotation of a GenBank genome assembly